GUGCGUGGGGGAUUGUCCUCCUCUGUCGUAAUGGCCGCCGCUGCAGCAGGAAUAAACAAGCAGGGCGCUGGAGCGACGAUGGAGCCCUGUCUCCGGCAUGGAAGGGGAGCCCAUGGAGGCAGCGUCAAGGUGUUGGAGUGCGGUGUGUGUGAGGACGUGUUCUCCCUGCAGGGGGAUAAGGUCCCUCGCCUUCUGCUCUGCGGUCACACGGUGUGUCAUGAUUGUCUCACCCGGCUGCCUCUGCACGGCAGAGCGGUCCGCUGCCCCUUCGACAGACAGGUCACAGAGCUGGGGGACUCUGGAGUUUGGGGUCUAAAGAAGAACUUUGCUCUGCUUGAACUCCUGGAGCGACUCCAGAACGGAGCGAGCAACCAGUCAGGAAUGGCGGAGGAUGUUUUGAAAGGGAUGGGAGAAUGUAUAAUCCGCUGCGACGAGGACGAGAGCCACACGGCGUCCGUGUACUGCACGGUGUGCGCCACGCACCUGUGCGCAGAGUGCUCCCAGCUCACCCACUCCACCCGCACGCUGGCCAAACACCGGCGAGUGCCGCUGGCUGAUAAACCUCACGAGAAGAUGCUCUGCCCGCAGCACCAGGUUCACGCCAUCGAGUUUGUCUGUCUGGAGGAGGCCUGCCAGUCGGGGCCUCUCAUGUGCUGCGUGUGUAAGGAAUACGGCAAGCACCAGGGACAUAAGCACGCCCUCCUGGAGUCAGAAGCCAAUCAGAUCCGUGCGUCCAUCCUGGACAUGGCCCACUGCAUCCGUACGUUCACCGACGAGGUGUCGGAGUACUCCAGGAAGCUGGUGGGCAUCGUGCAGCAGAUCGAGGGCGGCGAGCAGAUCGUAGAGGAUGGAGUCGGAAUGGCGCACACGGAGCAUGUCCCCGGCACAGCAGAGAGCGCUCGCUCCUGUGUCCGCGCUUACUUCGCCGACCUCCAUGAGACCCUGUGUCGGCAGGAGGAGAUGGCCCUGAGCGUGGUGGACGCUCACGUCAGGGAGAGGCUGAUCUGGCUGAGGCAGCAGCAGGAGGACAUGACCAUCCUGCUGUCUCAGGUCUCCACUGCCUGCCUGCACUGCGAGAAAACGCUGCAACAGGAUGACUGCAGAGUGGUGCUGGCAAAGCAGGAGAUCAACUGUUUGUUGGAGACGCUUCAGAAGCAGCAGCACCAGUUCACUGAGCUGGCAGAUCACGUUCAGCUGGACGCCGGCAUCCCUGUCACCUUCACCAAGGACAACAGAGUCCACAUCGGCCCAAAGAUGGAGAUCCGAGUUGUGACUCUGGGACUCGACGGGGCGGGAAAGACCACCAUCCUUUUUAAGCUGAAGCAGGAUGAGUUCAUGCAGCCCAUCCCAACCAUCGGUUUCAAUGUGGAGACGGUUGAAUAUAAAAACCUGAAGUUCACAAUCUGGGACGUUGGUGGGAAGCAUAAGCUGAGGCCUCUGUGGAAGCACUAUUAUCUAAACACUCAGGGUAGGUGGGGACGCAGAAAAGCUGACUCAUGAUUGAUGGUUUUACAG
Messenger RNA from Cyprinodon variegatus (sheepshead minnow), 1515 nucleotides. RefSeq names its product tripartite motif containing 23 (gene trim23). NCBI's taxonomy places the organism in Eukaryota, Metazoa, Chordata, Actinopteri, Cyprinodontiformes, Cyprinodontidae. Gene Ontology annotation, molecular function: GTP binding; zinc ion binding; GTPase activity. Bases 31 to 1500 code for a protein of 489 amino acids. The record is from RefSeq and is a predicted model, not a curated record. Gene Ontology annotation, cellular component: plasma membrane; lysosomal membrane; cytoplasm. Gene Ontology annotation, biological process: vesicle-mediated transport; intracellular protein transport. The transcript has 9 exons.